Molecule: messenger RNA, 2288 nt
Organism: Marmota flaviventris (yellow-bellied marmot)
Lineage: Eukaryota; Metazoa; Chordata; Mammalia; Rodentia; Sciuridae
Gene: Rnf217
Product: ring finger protein 217
Biological process (GO): protein ubiquitination
Molecular function (GO): zinc ion binding; ubiquitin-protein transferase activity
Source: RefSeq, a predicted model, not a curated record
AUGGGCGAGGAGCAGAGCACGGUGAGCGGCGGCGGCGGGCCCCAGGAGGCGCGGGGCCCGGACGGGGGCUCCGCGGGCCACCCUGAGUCCCCGAGGCCGCGGGGGGACAGCGCCGGGGCUCCCGGGCCGCUCGGCGACUCCUCGGAGUCGAGCGGCGGCGGCUGCGGAAGCGACUCAAGCUGUGCGGACACAAGCGCCCCGGAGCCCACGAGGAGCCGGGGAGCGCCCGAGUGGAGGAAGAGCCAAGCACUCGGGCAGCCCGCGGGACUGGCACUCACCGGGCCCCUCAAUCCCCAGACUUUGCAACUGCAGCUGAAGCAGGAGGAAGAGGAGGAGGAAGCUGGGGACAGAAAAGAGAGAGGGGAUGAACAGCAGGAGGCGUCCCCCAGGGAGGAGACGGAGCCCAGGACCCACGCCGUGGCUCCCGAUGGAGUGGUCUUGGACGUGCUGGGUCAGCGGCGCCUGCCCCCAGCCAAGAGACAAGUCUUUUGCUCUGUGUACUGCGUGGAGAGCGACCUGCCGGAGGUCCCCACCGCCGAGAAGCUCUCGCCACCGGCAUCGCCACUUGGGGCUCCGCAGGUGCCCAACACCUCCAACCCCCAGUCCUCCUUCCCCAGCCCCAGGCUGUCACUCCCAGCUGACCCCCUUUCCCCCGACGGCGGCAGCAUCGAGCUGGAGUUCUACCUGGCGCCCGAGCCAUUCUCUGUGCCGGGCCUGUUAGGAGCUCCACCCUACUCUGGCCUGGGCGGGGUAGGUGAUCCCUAUGCGCCCCUCACGGUGCUGAUGUGCCGGGUGUGCCUGGAAGACAAACCCAUCAAGCCCCUGCCCUGCUGCAAGAAGGCCGUGUGCGAUGAGUGCCUCAAAGUCUACCUGAGCUCCCAGGUACAACUUGGCCAAGUAGAAAUCAAAUGCCCUAUCACAGAGUGCUUUGAAUUCCUGGAAGAAACAACUGUUGUCUAUAAUUUAACACAUGAAGACUCCAUCAAGUAUAAGUACUUCUUGGAACUUGGCCGCAUUGAUUCCAGCACCAAGCCGUGUCCUCAGUGCAAGCACUUUACAACCUUUAAGAAAAAAGGACAUAUUCCCACCCCUUCAAGAUCAGAAAGCAAAUAUAAAAUCCAGUGCCCCACUUGCCAAUUCAUCUGGUGUUUCAAGUGCCACUCUCCUUGGCAUGAAGGUGUUAACUGCAAGGAGUACAAAAAAGGAGACAAACUGUUGCGUCACUGGGCCAGCGAGAUCGAGCAUGGGCAGAGGAAUGCCCAGAAGUGUCCAAAGUGCAAGAUCCACAUCCAGAGAACUGAAGGAUGUGACCACAUGACCUGUUCACAGUGUAACACUAAUUUUUGUUAUCGAUGUGGGGAGAGAUACCGCCAGCUCCGGUUUUUUGGAGACCACACAUCAAACCUCAGUAUAUUUGGAUGCAAAUAUCGCUACCUCCCAGAGAGACCUCAUUUAAGGAGAUUAGUGAGAGGGUCAGUCUGUGCUGGAAAAUUAUUCGUUGCACCUCUAAUCCUGGUCUUGGGAUUAGCACUAGGGGCCAUAGCAGUUGUAAUUGGUUUAUUUGUAUUUCCUAUCUAUUGCCUUUGUAAGAAACAGAGAAAGCGAUCAAGGACAGGUAUGCAUUGGUAAAAUGCAGGUGAUCUCACCCCACUAAGCUGGUCCCAGGAGGAGCUGUGCAAGAUGGCACACCAUCUGUGAGUUCUACCCUGAAAACACUGCGAGGAACCUUCUGCAUCUCGUCUCCCCAUGGCUCUCUGCAAGCCACAAUGCCUCUGGCUACCGGUGCACUCCCAAUAUGGUAUCCUGUCCUUACCCUAAACAAAUUGCUGCUUUAAAAAAAAAAAAUGGUCACUUUCAUAAACUAUAAACAUCUGUAUCAUAUCUCUGACCUUUGUGUUUCUUGGAAGAAAAUAUUUUAACUAAGGACUGGUUUUCCUCAGAAUUGUUCUGAGGGUGCCUCUUCUGAGCAUUGCUUGGAUUGUCUUUGAACCCUAAACCUCCCUCCAGCCUAUCUGUGGGACUUGGUGUGAAUAGCUAAGGUCCUGUCUGUCCCAAUAAGCAAGGUCACUUUUCAGAAGAUACAAGUUCACUGAUGGCAUCUGUUUUCAUCUGUGACUCAAACAGUGUAAUUCCUUUAUCUUUCAGAUACUGUAAUUGCUAAAACUCUCAGUGCCCAAAAGGGAAAUAAUGAAACUAAAUUAAUGAGAAGAAUUAUGAGUUAAUGAAGUGUAUAUGUGUAGGAGUGUGAAUGUGUAUAUAUAAAUAUAUGUUAAAACUAGGCCCAGUAA